GUAGGGUUCGACUUGUGCCUGCUGUUCGUGGUCUGGCUGGGAAUACAACACAAUGUUUGAGACAGAACAUUAAUAAUAGAUGUUUAGAUGUAUUUAAAUGUUGACACAUUUGUGUUUUUAAAAGGCAGUUGUAGUAUUUGAUUUCUGUAAUAACAAAAUAAAGCUAUAUAGACAACAAACACAAAAAAAUAUCUAGCUGCCUGCCUGCCUGCCUGCUUGCAUGGGAAAUCUUCAUGGCAGACAUCUCCAUCUAGCCCUGUGCUAUAAUUGAAAUGGCGCGUUUUGCCGGAGGCAGGUUGUGAGGGCGCUUUCUGCAAUAGCAGAAUGCAUGUCGAUAGACGUCAUUUGCUUUUAAUGGCCUACAGGAAAUUUGGCGUUACAAUACGAGACAUUAGCGAGGGGAGAAAGGAAAGAGAACACAGCCGCAUUAAAACUGUUUAUAGAGAUCUGCAUAUUCAACAUCAGCAUUUCCUAUAGAUACUUUAUCAACAAGUUACACUGCGCUUCCAUAAUCAUAAAGUACAAGAGAUGCGAGAAACGUGCUCUGCCUUACUUAUUUGGGAACUGAAAAUGUAUGCCUAGUUGAAAAUGCCUGGGGAAAUAUUACAUCAGACGAAAUGACAAUGAUUAAAAUCUGCUUUUUUCUUCAGUAAGUCUAUUGAGCGACGUGACAGUGACCUGACUACAAUAUUAAACCGUUAUCCCCCAGCAAAGGAGAACUUAAAACCGUUAUAAUGGUUUAAUUAUUAGUAUUAUUAUUUAUAUUUUUUGUAGAAAAAAGGGGUCGGGGUGGGGGGUGGGGGGGAUUACCAAAAAAAGGUCCAGUCUUCAUCAGCAUCCUGGGAAAAGAAAGAAAAAUAUCAAAUUUUCAUCGCGAAAUUAGCUUGGGCGCGAGUAGGGUUGAGCUAAUUGUAGCCUAAUCCUUGCCCCGAAGGCGUUUGGAAAGCCUUGAGCAAGAAUUCGUUUUUAGCUCCCCUCUGUUAUUUAGAGACGGAUUAUUGGCUUUCUUCUUCUCAUAACAGCCUCGGCAGUUUCAUUUUAGCAAAAAGAAAGAGAGGAAGCUCCAAAGAAAAUCUCAGCAGUCGCCAACCAUCUGAUAUUAAAAAGUCUGUAGAAAUACGAGCGGAAAAAAAGAAGGAGAGAUUUCUUCUAUGUACAACAAGGAGGGAAGAAGCAUGUCCCGUCUGUCUUUGACCCGGUCCCCCGUUUCCCCGUUGGCUUCUCAGGGAAUCCCACUCCCGGCUCAACUCACUAAAUCCAAUGCUCCGGUCCAUAUCGAUGUUGGAGGGCACAUGUACACUAGCAGCCUGGCAACGCUCACCAAAUACCCGGACUCCAGAAUAAGCCGUCUGUUUAACGGGACUGAACCCAUCGUGCUGGACAGUUUGAAACAGCACUACUUCAUCGAUCGAGACGGGGAAAUAUUUCGGUUCAUUCUCAGCUUCCUCAGGACGUGUAAGCUGCUUCUCCCAGACGACUUCAGGGAUUUCAGUCUCCUGUACGAGGAGGCACGGUACUACCAGCUGGCCCCCAUGAUCAAGGAGCUGGAGCGCUGGAAGCAGGAGAAGGAGCAGCGCAAGUACUCCCAGCCUUGCGACUGUCUGGUGGUGCGGGUGAGCCCCGACCUGGGCGAGAGGAUCGCGCUGAGCGGGGAGAAGGUGCUCAUCGAGGAGAUCUUCCCCGAGACGGGUGAUGUCAUGUGCAAUUCCGUAAACGCCGGCUGGAAUCAGGACCCCACUCAUGUGAUCCGGUUUCCAUUGAAUGGGUACUGCAGAUUGAAUUCUGUGCAGGUGCUUGAGAGGUUAUUCCAGAAGGGUUUCAAUGCGGUUGCCUCGUGCGGCGGUGGUGUGGAUUCCUCGCAGUUCAGUGAAUACGUGCUCUGUCGCGAAGACAGGAAGUCACAACCUACAGCCAACACCAUCAGAAUAAAACAGGAGCCCCUGGACUGAAGAGCCACUGAAGAAAGUGCAAAACACUACAGGCAGGCAACAGUGUUAACAAAGACUUUUUUUUUUUUUGUUGCCGGCUAUUAAACAGAAUAAAAAAAAAAAUUAAAAAAAGCCACGAACUGUACUGCUCAGCAGCACACACUGCAUUAAGGGAAUGUAAUUUAAAAAGUUGCAGUGUUGGAACAAAGUACCAUACUGUACUGGGACAAUGUUGGACUAAAAAAAUAAUAAUAAUAAUAAUUAAAAAAACAAACAAGACAAAAGGACACUGAAGACAAAAACAUCAGUUCAUCUUUUCAAAAUGGUGACCUGCUUCUAUGGCAAUGCACACAAUAGCCCAACAGCAAGAAGAAAUCUCAGCUGAUGGAACCUCUCCCCUAGUCGCUCGUUUUGUAUGAUCCUGAGUGUCGGUCCAAUUUGUGUUUUCUUUUUAUCAGUUAUGUUCUGCCUCCAGGAUGUCCGAGGAACUUUAAUCCCCCCCCCCCCCCCCCCCAUGAAGUCAAGUGACUUUUGAACCGUCCUGUGCUGUAAAAAAAAAAAAAAGACAUAUGCAUUUAAAUUCUUGAUUUUUGGGAGUUUAAAUAAUAAUAUUUUUGUUAUUUUUUUGCUCAUCUUGUUCUGACUUUCCAUAUGAAGGAUUUCCCAAGGUUGUUCUCAUUUUGUCUGAAAGGCAAAAGCAUCUGUUUAGCGACAGGUGUGGAAUUAUUUAACCUGUACUGCAAAGCCAAUCUGACUGCAGAGAUGCAUUUACACAGUUCUGAAAGUAUAAUACAAUCAAGGCUGUAGCAGUACAGCUGUAUGGUGUUAUAAAAUCCAUUGUUACAUAAAUAUCACAUCAAAAACUGUAAGAAACAAGUACAAAUCGACUAAUGCCUUCAUCAAUUUUUAUUAUGAAAGUAUUAGCCAAAAUGUCAGUCUGCUUGAGUCCAAUGUUACGUUAUAACCUAGGGCUAUUGAUUUUUGGUUUUGACUGAUAAACGAUAAAAACAACCAAUAGAAAAAAAUGUAAUCAGUGUAUCCCCAAUAAACACCGUGAAAACACUGGAAAUGGUUACUCAAUUCACGUUGACUUCACCCCUUUUCCAUUUAAAGAAAAAGAAAACCUAAAAAAACAAAAACAAAACUACCAUUCCCAGUUCAGUUGGGCAAUGUCCCUCCUUCCUGCUUUGAAGACAGCGAAGGAAAGAAGGUACAAAUUAAGUGUGCAAGUACUGUCGGGUUACUAUACAUAUUGUGACAGAAAAACAAAACGCCUAAGCAUUUUGGGAACUAACCGAAAACAAUAGUUUUAUAUAGUAUAUAAAAAGCCAAAGCUCUGAAAAAAACAAUAUACAUAAAACUAGAAAAUAGCUUAAAAAUAAGCACUGAAAAAUGAUAUUAAUAAAAAACGAAAAACAGAAACCUUAGUUAUAACACAGUUCAGGCAUUUGUCUUCUGAGUUUCUUAUAGUUUUUUUUUUUUUAAUUUUUUUUUUUUUUUUUUAAAUUUAGUCGUCGCCAAUUAUUUUUACCCCGGUUUUCACCCCAAUUUAGCAUGCCCAAUUAUUAUCUGUAUCCCCGGCUCACCGCUCGCAACCCCCCCCCCCGCCGACUCAGGAAACGGAGGCUGAAACACGCGUCCUCCGAAACGUGCUCCUUCCAAGCCGUCAUUUUUCGCACUGCAGAUCCACAGCAAUGCUACCAGACCUAUAGUGCCGGAGGACAACACAGAUCUGGCAGCUCCACUGCAGAACCACAGGCGCCCUAUCGGCCACAGGGGUCGCUGAUGCGCGGUGAGCCGUGGAUUCCCCUGCCGACCUAAGCCCUCCCUACCCGGGCAGCGCUCAGCCAAUUGUGCGCCGCCCCCUAGGAACUCUCGGUCACGGUCAGCUGUGACAUAGCCUGGAUUCGAACCAGCGAUCUCCAGGCUAUAGGGCACAUCCUGCGAGGAGCGCCUUUACUGGAUGCGCCACUCGGGAGCCCGUUUCUUAUAGUUUUACACUCAACUGGAUUAGUAGGUAAAUCAUUUAUUAAAUGGCCAAUUGUUUUAGAUUUCAUGAAAAAAUUACCUGGAAAUGUACCUUUAUUAAAAAAAAAAAAAUACAUGUAAAAUAAAUAGUAGUAAUAGGGAGACAGAACUUGCUUCUAUGCUUUAGCCGGCCAUGUUUUAGGUUAAAAACCGUCCAUUAGCUUUUGUAAAAUCUGGAAGAGCCUUUGAUGAUCUAGUAUUUAAAGAUGCACUGAAAGCAGGAUGCAAGCAGCCUGUGAAUCGCACUGGUAUGAAGAGUUUCCCUCCCCGUGUUACUGAAUGUAGACGAUUGUGUUCAGUGAUGCGUUUCUCAGGAGGCCUGGGGUUUGAAAGGAGAUCUAGUUUCCCCAGUAUCCGAGUCUUAUUUUUAUUAUUGUAAAGAUGUUAUUAUUGUAAAGGAUGUUGCAUAUCAUUCACUUGAAUGAGUUUGUUUUAAAAAGUAAAAUGAAUCAGGCACCGUUGAGUAAUUUGGGUGCCAAAAAGAAGCAACAAUAAUCCUUAACAAUAAAUUAUAAAAGAAAAUGUUUCUAAUGAAAACUGUUUUGUUUUUUUCCGUAACUGACAAAAUAUAAAACAAUGUCUAUGAAAAGUAGCUUUUAGGCCAUUUGAAAUAAUAUCCUAGUACCCAUAGGCAUACGCUUUGACUUUUAAUAUUUAUUCAUAUCUGGCCAACCAAGAUAUUGUACAUAGAAGUUUUGAGAUCUUACAUGUUAGUUUUGCAUUUAAAGUAAGAUGAUAGAAGGUUGUUUUUUUAAAACAGUAUUUUAUUUUAAACAGCUUUACAUAUAGGUGACUUUUUUAUGAUUUCUACUUUUAGAUUCACAUCUUUGCAUUAAAAAAAUGGCCCCAAAAGCUUGUCACUUACUCCCAGUUUGAGUAUAAACUAUCAGCAAUUUCUUGUUUCGAGUCCAGUGAUAUAUAAGUGAGAACAAAGGAAAAUAAAAAUGUAAAUCUGAGAAACAUGAAAACAGUUUUGAUUUAAAAUAAUUGGUUGAUUCAACUCAAGGGGGUUCUCCAGUAAUGUAAAAUUCUCUAAUAAAAUCCAGUUGUGGCUUAUCAGGGCAUAGGCUGAUCAAUUCAACCUACCCCCCCCCCCCCCAAAAAACAAAAACAAACAAAAAAAUUAUAUAUAAUUGUAAUAAAAUUAUUAGUAUCAAAUGACCAUUUUGUCUAUGACACAGAGAAAGACUUAAAAUGCAUUUCAUAUUUUUAAACCUCUAUAUCUCUGAAUGUGGCUGUUCUCUUCCUGAAAGCCAAUUUUGAGUAAACUACAAAAAAAGUGGCCAGUUUUAGCCUUUAGAAGUUCAGUCGCAAGUUCAGAAGCGCCCUCCCUUCACAUGCAGUUUUUACAUUUUGUUUUGUAAAAUACCUGUAGAGUUGCAUAAUUGUAAAAAAUGUUUUAUCAGCUGUCAAGUAUAUGUGUAUUCAUGCAUUUCCUUAGCCUACAGGACUUAAUGAAGGCCGUAUUUCUGCUAAUCAGUGUACAUCAAAAUGAUCAAAAUACAGCUCCCAGGAUGCGUGCAACUAUUUAGUCUGAAGACUAGUGACUUGUAUAGUUAUUUAUAUAUUGAAAUGUAAAAGGACUCUAGGUUAAAGUAUACUCUUCAUAUAAAUAAAAGGAAAAUGAGGACAAAACUAUUUAAAAGCCAAGAGUCUCUAGUUCUAUAUACAGUUUCCUGUAAAUGUUACCAGCAAUUAAAAUUUGCAAGCAAUAUGUGUACAUAUUGUUUUUUUUUGUUUUGUUUGUUUUUUUUAAUAUAAAAAAGAUAUACUUCUGUGGACAGUUUCCACUGGAAAUGUAUUUUAUUUAAAAACAGGUUUAGUAUUAAAGUGCAUGUUCAUUUAAAGUAUAGUGUUUGGUUUUAUUUGCAUGUUUUAGUUAAUAAAGCAACGGAAUGGCGCUGGUUUAAAAAAAAAAAAAACACACCACCGCACUCCCUUUUUGAAGUUUUUUUUGAUGGAUGACCAAUAAUGAAACAAAACAAGCCAGAGGAUUUGUGGGAGUGAAGCGGUCAUGUUUUAGUUUGAUGUUGUCUGUUGGAGGUGUUCCUGGUAGUGCCACCUCCCCCGCACCACACAGGCACGCAGCCCUAGGGUGGAGCAGCAAGCCCAGAGCACAACACAAUAGGCCAUGUCUGACCUUCACAAAGUAAUUUAAAAGAAACUUUUAUGAAACGCUUACACAGAAGAUAUUAGUAUUGGAAUAAACAGCGAGUAUUUCAAAGGGUAAAGAAGUUUUAAUUGGUCAUGUUUGGUACAGAGAAUGCUCCCUACCACCAUGCUUUUAGUGACAGUUUUUUUUUUUUUGUAUAAUAAACCUGUAUUUAUUUACAUGGCAUAUUGUGUCAAAACCAUGAAUAGUAAUGAUAUAAUAAAACAAUCCUUCCUUCAGCAGUUGAAUUUUAAAGGAUCACAAUUGGAUAUAUCCUGAAAUUCGUGAUCUCAUAUUAUUCUUUGGGAUGAAUUAAUUGGUUCACUGCAGGUCUACGUGAGCACAAUUCCACCAAUAGAAGUUGAAAUCCUCACUAUACUCAUCAUUAGAAAUUGGAAUAUAUAUAAUACAUAUAUACACAUACUUCUUAUAUAUUGCUCCUUUGAAACAUGCUGGAAAGUCACCAACAUGUAACAAAAUUCUCACAUUAAGCCAUUCACAAAAUCCUGUAUUUGGUGAAUCCAAACAUAACUGUGCCUCUACAGAAAUCUACUUAGUAACCCUACCUUAACCCUAACUCCAGAUCCAAUGGUUUGUACUGAAUUAAACAAUUUGGCAUUUUACACACUGUCAGCUAAUCAGUAAAUAAAACCUCCUCAUAUGUCCUGGGUCAAUUAAGUUAAUUUAUCCUUAUAGUGCUUAAUAAUACUUAAUACAUAAGAUGUCAGUUUGAUUGUCUAGUUUGUUUAGGAAAAAUGCUGAAUUACCCCAAAAUGCAUGUAUUAGCCAAAGCUUUAGAUUUCCUGAAAUUCACCGAAAUAAAACUACCAUUCUGUAAA
This is a messenger RNA of Acipenser ruthenus (sterlet), 6947 nucleotides long. RefSeq names its product BTB/POZ domain-containing protein kctd15-like. Gene Ontology annotation, molecular function: protein binding. Gene Ontology annotation, biological process: protein homooligomerization. The record is from RefSeq and is a predicted model, not a curated record. Bases 1152 to 1949 code for a protein of 265 amino acids. The transcript has 5 exons. Lineage: Eukaryota; Metazoa; Chordata; Actinopteri; Acipenseriformes; Acipenseridae.